AUGAUACUGAGAUCCAUUGCAGUUUUAGUGAUAGUAGUACUGCACUAUUCUACUGGUUGUCAAUUUUAUCCUCCGGGUGAAUAUUUAAGAUUCGUGCGUGUGCCCGAAAAUCUACCUAUCGGGGAGGAAGUAUUGAAAAUCAAUGUCUUUCCCAGGAACAACUUAUACCUUCAACCUGUCGACAAGGAUGAGGACGUUCACUACUUCACAUACAGAGAUCUAAAUCGGACGACCGUGUCUCUCCUUCUAGCCAAAUCAUUGGAAGAUGUCGUGGACUCGGAUAAUCCGAGGAACGUGCUCAAAUUCAAAGUCAGUUGCGACUUCCACGACGGGGAGGACACCAUUACAUCCUCCCUGUCCGUCACGGUGUACGUCGAAGACAUCAAUGACCAUGCGCCCGUUUUCUCCGGGGCCCCUUACCACGUGGUUGUAGACGAACUGACUCCCAUCGGCUUGACAAUAUUCCGAGGCAUCAGAGCAACGGACAGGGACAAACCGAACACACCUAAUUCGGAUGUGCAAUACGCAAUAGUGUCUGGAAACGAACGAGGCAAAUUUGCACUGGAGAGCAGUCAUCAGGCAUUCCUGAUACUUAAGAAGUCGCUGGACUUUGACACAGGAGAUCGAGAGUUUUUACUCACCAUCACAGCAUCCGAUCGAGGAACCCCACCAAGAAGUACCAACACAACAGUAAGAAUAACUGUAAACGACAACGACGAUUUAUCGCCAAAAUUCACUAAAGGCGUCUACAGAACCAAGAUCACAGAAUUCUAUCCCAUUACGGGACGUAGGAUACAUCACCGUCUAAAGUUCGACCCCCCGAUAUUCGCGUUCGAUCAAGAUCUCGCCAUCGAUUCACCAAUUCGGUAUGACAUUAUCGCAGGCAACGAACGGCAUUUGUUCUCGUUGGAUCACGUGAACGGAUCACUUUUUCUGGAACGAGAAAUCGACAUCGACGCCGAAAGAUCGCUUCCCGGCAACACGUUCGUGCUGCAGAUACAGGCGUCGCAAAUAGACAAUCCCGCGAAGACCGGAGUUGCACGAGUCGAGGUGGAAGUUGUGGACUUGAACGAUAACCUGCCCGAAUUCGAGGUGGACUUUUACAACAUCAGUAUCGUAGAAAAUUUGCCCAAUGGAUUCAGCGUUUUGCAAAUUGUUGCCAACGAUCAAGAUCAAGGAGACAAUGCGGAAUUCUCUUAUCAACUGGACGAUAAAAGUGGAGCAUUUACUUUGGACUCCCGAAGUGGAUGGCUCACCGUUCGAGACCAAAGCGUUUUGGACCGCGAGAAACGAUCCUCCAUCAACAUGCGCGUCUACGCCAAAGAAAAAGUCCCGAGCGUCGUCACAACCAAACCCGGUGCCUCUUCUGUUAACAUCGAAGUCACCCUGCUGGAUGCCAACGACAACAACCCCACAUUCAUCCCCAACAACUUGUACGACUUCAUAACGGGAACGGAUGCGAAACGAGGCGAUUUCGUGGGACAGAUACACGCCAUCGAUCCGGAUUUGGGCAGGAACGGGCUGGUCAGUUAUUCGUUGCAAAAGGCGCCGAACAAUACGUUGCCAUUCAAGAUUGAUCCGAAGAGUGGUAAAUUGACGGUGACACAGACGCCUUUGGCGGCGACUAGGCAUUUGCUGUUUGUGGAGGCGUCAGAUCAACCCGUCAAUCCCAGUGAGAGGAGAACGUCUUUGGCUGUGGUAACUGUGGAUGUCAGGGAUCAAAGUGCAAGAGCAAACAUAAAAGGAUUACCAGAGUUUGUUGGAGCUCCUUACGAAUUUUGGGUGGGUGGCAACGUAGACAUUGGAACCAGCGUCGGACAAAUCAGGAUAAACGAGGAAAUAUCACCGCUUAUGUAUGACUUACUUCACAGUUACCAUGAAGGAGUACCAUUUGCUGUAGAAGAAAAAACUGGUACAAUAACAGUAGUGGAUGAACUAAGUAAAUUUAAACGACAAAAUUAUGAUUUUGAAGCUGUAGUUACAAACGAAAGAGAAAUAAAUUUAAUAACAAACGUUACCAUCCACGUGGUGGAUCCUAAAGACGAAAAGACUAUAUUAAUGAAAACUGGUAGUGCCCCGAUUGAAUUUCACGUCAAGGAAAACCUGCCUAAUGUUGUAAUAGGAAAACUAGGAUUUAAAAACUCUUCUACGAACGCCCUAAAGUUUUCGAUAGCCAAUCAAAAAGACGUAACUGAUGUAAUAUCAAUUACAAGCGAUGGAACACUUUUCACUCAAAAGCCACUUGAUAGGGAAAUUAGGGAUGUUUAUAGACUAACCAUAAUUGCUGAGUAUAACAAGGGUACAAUAAGUGGCACAGGCAUUUAUCAAGUCACUGUUUAUGUUGAUGAUGAAAAUGAUAAUAAACCUGUUUUUGAGAGGAAUAAGUACGAGGGGAAAAUUAAAGAGAACUGCAAAUCGGGAACAGAAGUAGAUUUAAAUUAUUUGAUUCACGUAUCGGACAAAGACGUGGGAGCAAACGGACAAUUCACAGUAACGAUAUUCGGGAACGGAAGCGAUUUAUUCCGUCUUGAUCGAAGCACUGGCAAAAUUUACUUCUUGAGUUCCGAUAAACCUUUGGACCGAGAACAAAUAGACGUUUUUAACCUACGUUUGGUCGCCAAAGACAAAGGCGGAUUGUACAGCGAAGCAAAACUUACCAUCAAGAUCGAAGAUGAAAAUGAUAAUUCUCCUGUUAUUACUCAGUUUAUCGUCUACAAACAUAAAGGAGCAGUGGUUUUAGACUAUGACAAGGCUGGAAAUCGUGUUGGACACUUCGAGCCAUUGAAAAACAGCAGUGAUGGAGUGUAUAUUUUGACACAGGCGUUUUUGAGAGCCAGGCGUGCCAAAGAAAAAGUUUCACCAUUAAUAUCUUUACCGGAAGAUAUAAAUGUUGGAACGUCUUUCGUCAAAAUCAUAGCCCAGGAUAAGGAUAUCGGUGAAAACGCUAUCAUCAAAUACGAGAUGAUCUCCGAGACAUUCAUACCACAUGAAACGUCUUCAGAACCAUUCCAUUUAGUACAGUACUUCAUGAUACAUCCGAUAACUGGGGAAAUUGGAAUCGCGAGGACUCUCCCACCUGAAUCGGAAUUCAGAUUAAAUAUAUCCGCUGCUGAUAAAGGUGGACUGAAGGAUAAUGUUUCUGUUAGGAUUUUAGUAAAAGACGUUAAUGAUCAUCCUCCAGUGUUUAAAAAGUCGUGGUACAAUUUCGAUGCAGAAGAAGCAUCGUAUUCCCAAAAAGUUUUAGGAAAGAUCGAAGCAAUGGAUGCUGAUUUCGGACCUAACUCCAACAUUUCCUACACCAUUAAAUCAAAUGAAGCUGAUGGUGGCAUACCUUUCGUCAUAUCUUCUUCAGGCGUAUUGAGUGUUGAGGGUGUUUUGGAUAGAGAAACCAAAGACAAGUACUUGUUCCAAGUUAUUGCCAAAGACAACCCUAUUAAAGGCGCCAGUUUGAACAGUUCGGUGAACGUAGAAGUCAACGUUUUGGAUGUGAACGACAAUCCUCCAACUUUCUAUGGUUAUGAUGAUGUCGUUGCAAAUUAUGAGGGCAAUAUCAACUCUCAGCACUACCAGGACAAAAUACCAGUCUAUUAUGCAAACGCAGCUGAGAACAGCCCAAUAGGAACGCCAAUUACUCGUGUUUUCGCUAAUGAUUCAGACUUUAGUGGUAAUGGCAAUGGAUUGAUACUGUUUGAUAUUCCAUAUAGAAAAGCUAAACAAAACUUGUUUACCAUCGAUUCCAAAGAGGGUGUUAUAACCACCAUUGGAAAAUUGGAUUAUGAAACUGACAAGAGUCAUAACGUCACUAUUAUCGCCUCAGAUUUGGGUUCGCCUAGCCUAAGUUCCACAGCUUUGCUGGUUGUCAACGUUAUUGAUGUGCCUGAAGAUAUUAAAACAAUAGAACGUCCAGUUUUUGCCCACAGAUAUUAUGAAGUUGAAGUGGAGGAAAACGUUCCAGUUCCAUUGAAAUUGCUCACGUUGAACGUAACAGAACCGUACAGAUCACACAAAUUGCGUUACAGCAUCGUGGCGGAAGAGAAUAGUGAAAUAAAACGGACGUUUAAAAUUGAUUCGAGGAACGGGACAUUAUAUAUUACCCAGAGUCCGGACAGGGAAAAAAGGGCACUCUACGAGCUAAUUAUUAGGCUGGAUCAGUAUAAAGUGGGCAGAGAUAUGACGGUGAUGAUUUAUCCGGUUACGAAUGAACGGCUGGGGAAUAUUGGUCUCAAUGAAGUGAAAGUAAUUGUCAGGGUCACGGACGUAAACGACAACGUGCCCAAGUUUACUAUAACCGGAAGACCGAUUGUGGCCGCUGUUCCGACCACUGCGAAUUAUGGUUAUCACAUUAUCAGAUUGCAGGCGCGUGAUCCUGAUUUGGGUCUGAACGGUGAGGUUCGCUACCAGAUCCUGAGCCGUGCGGACGAGUCGAGUCGCCGGUUCGCCAUCGAUCCCAUCACCGGUCAGGUCCGCAGCAUCGCCAGCUUCGCCAGAGACGCCGGCAAGGUCUACGGCUUCGACGUCAAGGCCACAGAUCGGCGCGGUGCCGACGACGGCAAAUCCUCCAUCGCCAACGUUUUUGUGUACGUCUUAGAUGAACAGAAGCAACUUGUCAUGGUAAUGGGAUUGAAACCCACCGAUGUCGAAAAAAGUAUGGAUAAUAUUACAACGGCUCUGUACAAUGCCACUGGCUUCGAUGUUCGAGUGAGGAAAUUGGAGCCGCAUAACGAAAGAAAUCAGGUGGAUAACAGCGCGACUGAUAUGUAUUUAUAUGCUGUUGAUCCCUUACUUAACACAGUUGUAGAUAUGGAUCAUUUACAAAAAAUACUUCAAACAAAACACAACGAAAUCGAAAGAAAAUUGGAGGGACCAAAAGUUUUGGCGGUCGCAAGUGGUCCUAUGGAACGUGGUCAUAGCAGGAGCCAAAGGGUUCUUCUUUCGUCCCUAGAGGUUGGUGUUGUGGUUCUAGGAUGUGUGGUCUUCAUUGGAGCUCUUGCCACCGCAGUGUGUGUCAUUUGUCUUCGUAGAAGGAAACGAAGACUGCUUCAGAAGAGUUUCUCUCAGCCAUUGGGUUACACCAUAGCGACGGGCGCUCUAUCCAAAGCGGCUCUGUAUCCAUCCACGUUCGAGGAAGCCAUGCACUAUCCAACGGUCGGCGGUCACGGUCACGAUAUGACUCACCCGCCUGCUGGAUACCCCCUGCGUCACGACUCUAGCUGUCCGAGGGUAAACGGGUUGCGUCCGGGAUACAGGGAAAGGAGCAGGAGUUCCGGAUGUCUAGAGAAGUCCAUCACGUCCAUUCACUCUAGUGGACACGACUCAGGAAUUGCGGAUGGAGCGGUACACUGUCAAUGUGGACAGUCCAGCAGUCAGUCGUCGACUGAGAGCAGCAACAGCUACGAGGACUCGCUCCAAUCUACCGGCCACCAUCGCAAGAUGCGUGAUAGCUCCCUUCUCCAGAUCAGCAACCCGCUGCCCACCAGGACGAUGCAGCAAAGGAGAUCGAGGAACAGGUCAAUCACCGAGGACGUGGUCCAGGCGAGCGGUCUGCAGCACAUGCAGUCCAUGUCUCACAUACCACCACCUGCCUUCCUCAUUUCGGGACCGUCGGCGCUCAGACGAUCCACGGAGAGACUUAUGAUGUGCUCGGUCAAUCCGAUGUAAUACUGAUCAAUAUCUCUUUUUUAUGAAAAAAGUGAUAGGACUUGGUAAGUGCUUAGUUCGUUAAUGUGUUCAUUCUCGAUCUAGUGAAAGUCAUUGUUAAAUGAACACACUUUAGUUACCAUUACGUAUUAUCUGUAAAUAUUGUUAAAUACAUAUAUUUAAGUACAUUCAACAUGUAUAAUUAUUAAUAAUAUAUAUUGUAAUGUAAUGUAAACUUUUAAUGGAUAUCAAAAUAUUCGUAAUGAAUCGUAUUUAUUUUGAAGGCCCUAAGUGCAAUAUACUAUGUUAAUGUAAAUACAAAUAUUUUAUAAUGAUCUGUAAAUAAAGCUUUUUGCAACUCAA
This is a messenger RNA of Aethina tumida (small hive beetle), 6000 nucleotides long. Its product is annotated as cadherin-89D. The transcript has 20 exons. Gene Ontology annotation, molecular function: calcium ion binding. NCBI's taxonomy places the organism in Eukaryota, Metazoa, Arthropoda, Insecta, Coleoptera, Nitidulidae. The coding region runs from base 1 to 5658 and encodes 1885 amino acids. Gene Ontology annotation, cellular component: plasma membrane. Gene Ontology annotation, biological process: homophilic cell-cell adhesion. The record is from RefSeq and is a predicted model, not a curated record.